Morchella importuna is the source of this 708-nucleotide messenger RNA. RefSeq lists its product as uncharacterized. Gene Ontology annotation, molecular function: acireductone synthase activity; magnesium ion binding. NCBI's taxonomy places the organism in Eukaryota, Fungi, Ascomycota, Pezizomycetes, Pezizales, Morchellaceae. The coding region runs from base 1 to 708 and encodes 235 amino acids. The transcript is spliced from 8 exons. The record is from RefSeq and is a predicted model, not a curated record.
AUGCCCACAUACAAGGCUAUCCUACUGGAUAUCGAAGGAACGGUGUGCUCGAUCAGCUUCGUUCGCGAUGUUCUUUUCCCGUAUGCCAUUGCUGCUCUCCCGGGAUAUAUCCGGUCCGAGUGGGAUAGUCCAUCCUUCAGACCUUACCGCGAUGCCUUUCCUGAGGACGUAAGGGAUUCUCCGGAACAGCUGAUGAGUUACGUUCGAGAAGUCUCUGAGAAGGACAUCAAAGUGAGUUGUUUGAAGCAGCUGCAAGGACUUAUCUGGGAGUCUGGCUAUCGUGAUGGAGCCUACCAAGCACCAAUCUACCCAGAUGUCUUUCCAGCGAUAAAGCACUGGUCCGAAGAGCUCGGACUGACGGUCGACAUAUAUUCGUCCGGAUCCGUCGCCGCCCAGAAGCUCCUCUUCCAGCACACUGAUGCCGAAGUCAGCGACAUGACCAAAUACUUCUCAGGUUACUUCGACACCGUGAGCGCCGGCCCGAAGACAGAAGCCGCCUCCUACAAGAUCAUUGCCGAAAAGACCGGCAUCAAUGCGGCCUCUUGGCUCUUCCUUAGCGACAACGUCAAGGAAGUCGCAGCGGCAAAACAGGCCGGAAUGGAUGCAGCAAUCGUUGUUCGUCCCGGCAACGCACCCUUGAACCCCGAGGAUAAGGACGCACAUCGUGUUGUCGAGAACGGAUUCGACGAGGUGACGGCCUGGAUCUAA